Molecule: messenger RNA, 6733 nt
Organism: Sciurus carolinensis (gray squirrel)
Lineage: Eukaryota; Metazoa; Chordata; Mammalia; Rodentia; Sciuridae
Gene: Znf475
Product: zinc finger protein 474
Exons: 5
Coding region: 378-1745 (455 amino acids)
Source: RefSeq, a predicted model, not a curated record
CUCAGUGGGGUUUGGCCAACUAUUAUAAAAGUCAAAAUAGAAAGAAAAAGAACAAAUAUUACAAGCUGUUACUACAGGAAAGAACGGCUGCUACGGGUUUAAGAAGUGCAGCUGGGGUGAUGCGCACAGCAACCACAAGCAGCCAGGAAGCCUUCAAAAAGGAAUCUUGGAGACACCUGAGGUUUCAUGGGGACUUUUCAACAUUCCAGACUUCUGCCCUGCAAUGAAACUCUGAGUCAUGGUCUUUGGGCCUAAGCUACUGUCAACAGCAUGGAAGCCAGGACAACCAACCUCACUCUAGCCUUCACGCUAAGCAACAGCCCAGAGUGAGUCUGGCAGAAAAUCAGAGCAAACACUAGAGAAAACCUUCUUUGUUAAUGGAAAGAGGAAAGAAGAAAAGGAUUUCCAACAAAUUGCAACAAACUUUCCAUCACUCGAAGGAACCUACCUUCCUAGUCAACCAAGGCAUCCUAUUGAGUGACUCCCAUUCUAGCCUUUUGCCAGAAGCAGAGUGUGUCAAUCCUGAGGAAAAAAUAAAGACAAAAGCUCAGAAAAGUAGACCUGGAACAGUGAUACUAUUGAAACGGCCAAGUAGGGGAACAAUGUCCGAAAACCAACUGAGCCCCCCUGUGAUCCCAUCCCGCAGGCCUGGAUUCCGGGUCUGCUACAUUUGUGGCCGAGAAUUUGGGUCCCAAUCACUAGCCAUUCAUGAACCCCAGUGCUUGGAGAAGUGGCACAUUGAAAAUAGCAAGUUGCCCAAGCAUCUGAGGAGGCCAGAACCCUCCAAACCUCAGCCUCUCAGUGGCAGUGGGUCCUACAGCCUUAAGGCAGAAAAUGAGGCAGCAUUUCAGAGUGCCCAGAUUCAGUUGCUGCCCUGUGAGACCUGUGGCCGCACCUUCCUGCCAGAUCGUCUCCUUGUUCACCAGAGAAGCUGUAAGCCAAAGGGUGAAGGUCCCAGAGCACCAAACCCCAACAAUUCUGAUGAUCGUCCCAGCCCCAAGAAAGCUUCUGGUGGAAUCCCAGCCCGACCAAGGACUCUUGUCUGCUACAUUUGUGGUAGGGAAUUUGGCACCAUGUCCCUUCCUAUUCACGAACCCAAAUGCCUGGAAAAGUGGAAAGUAGAAAACGACCGACUUCCGAAGGAGCUCCGCCGGCCACUCCCACAGAAGCCUCAGCCCCUUCCAACUGGACAGCCCAGCCAAGAGGAGUCAAGUCAAGCUCAACUUGUACCCUGCCCAACCUGUAGCCGGACCUUUGCCCCAGAUCGCCUUCUGGUACACCAGAGAAGUUGCAAAGCUCAAUCCAGUGGGCCACAAGUUCAGAAUUUGACCUUAGGAAGUAAAGAGGGCCUAAAUGCAUCCACUAAUUCCAAGCAGCAAAGGAACAUGGCAGCACCCAGUGUGACUGAUAAGCCAACAAUGAUAAAGUGUCCACGAACAGUUGUUUGUUACAUUUGUGGCCGCGAAUAUGGAACAAAAUCUAUUAGCAUCCAUGAGCCACAAUGCCUGAAAAAAUGGCAUAAUGAGAACAACUUGUUGCCUAAAGAACUAAGGAGACCAGAACCAAAGAAACCGGAAGUCAGGACCAUUACCGCCAAAGGUUUCUAUGAUCUUGAUGCUUUAAAUGAAGCUGCUUGGACAAGUGCCCAGAGCCAGUUGGUUCCCUGCAAUAUUUGUGGGCGUACCUUCCUGCCAGACAGACUGAUUGUUCACCAGCGAUCUUGUAAACCCAAAGCCGCCAAGUAAAGCCCUUUUCUCUCCGAUGGAGUGUUACAGGAAUUAAUCCCUUUGAACCAGACUGGGAGAGAGUGGGAAGGAGAGAAAGCAGGUGAAAAGAGGGAACCUGGGAAACUGGAGAUGACUGAGUGCUGGUCAAGCCGGGAAGAACCAGCUUAGUGCUGGUAUGAGAAUAUUUGACCACCAUUAUGGGAUGGGGCAAGUGCUUUGGUUUUAACAAGCAGCUGCAUGUGCUUAGGGACACUGGGGACCAUUUCACACUUCUGUCAGGCAGAAUUACAAGCAAGCUGCUCCUUAUCUAAAUUGCAAGCUGCAAUUUUUAUCUAAAGGAAAUUUCUGAGCCGAUUGUUGCCAUUUUUCCUGCAUUCUACUUUCCUGAACAAGAUUUUGAACCUCACAAUUAGGACUAUUGUUAAGUCAACAGAGGCUUUGAGGGUAACCCAAGGCAAUGCCUUCACUCCCAGCAAGAACUGGAUUUCUUCCUAUCCCUGCGCUUUUUGAUCCAGGGACAUUUUGACAUGGAGUUUUUGGUUGGGAUGUUUCUUUUUUCCAUAAGAUCCUUCAACAGGACCGAUAUUUUUUAAAAAGUGCCGAGGACUUAAAGUACAGGGACCAUACCUAACUCAUAUUUCCUUGUAAUGGCAAAGGAAUGCUGCAGAGAUUUCCUAGCAAGUGCCAGCCUCAUUGCCAGGAGAAGGUGCAGUACAAUUCAUCACAAUGGGUGGAAGCUAACCCUUGCCUCCUACAGAAGAUGUUUAGCAAGAGUUCUUUAUGCCCUCAUAGGAGUUUAUAGGUGUUUCAUUGUUGAGGUCUAAAAGUCUGCCAGGAAAUUUUGUGCCUCCCCACCCGAGGCCCAUGCACAGUAAGUGGGUUGUGAAAGUUCUCUGUAUUUUACAGCUCUUGAAUGUGUAUUCAUCCAGGCAGGGCUGUCCUGGGAGAGGGCCAGGGCCAGGGGAGGUGCUCUGUCCAGGAAAUGCUGCUCCCCCAGGCAGCAAGGCAUGGCCUGGACUCCUAGUCGUCUUGCUUGAGAUCUUUGUUCAUUUUAUGGCUGAAUUUCAGGGCCAUUCUGGAUCCCUGGGUUCCUGCAAGCCUUGCAUCCAUGACCUUACACAGCACAGUCAGCUCCAAAUUAUACAGGCAAAUUCAUUCAACCUAAUGUUUUGGUCAUACAUCUACUUAUUAUACAGGGUUGGGUUAGGAUAAUUGUGCUAAUUAUUCUGUUUUUCCUGCCUGUUCCAAGGGAAGCAAGAGACAAACUCUUUAAAAACUCUGUAGAUACCCUCGAUUAAGAAUCUUGCAAAAGAUAGGGUACGCAAUUACUCAUAGUUGAUGACUUGUUUCUUUUAACCAAAAUGAUGACAGAAUCUAACAUAUAUCUAGGAUUUUACAAGUUGGGCAGUGUGUUAAGCAUUUUGUAUAUAUCAGCUUACAUAUACCUUACUUCAGCCCUAUAAGUAGCUAUCGUCAUUCUUUUACAGAUCAGAAAACUGACACUGAGACUAAAGACUUAAGGUCACACUGAGCUCUCAAGUUAUAGGAUAGAAUAGGGAACAAACUUUGGACUGUCCGACUUCUGAACCUAGAAUCAUAUCUGUCUCUGUUUAUGCCAGGUAGCAUCAUUAAUAUGAUUAGCCAUAAUAAAGUAAAAGAUCUGACAAAUGUGAAAAUUCUUGCCCACUGUCUAGUAACUAAGGCAAAUGGAAAUCUUAGGAUGCUUAAAGUUCUGCUGCUUAUCUGUGCUCAUCUUAGACUGAGAUGAAAUCAGUUAGAAUUGCAUUUGUGUUAGGGGUUUCAAAAAUACUUCUGCAUUUUGCUGGUAUUUCAGAAAUAAAAUAUCAGAGGAGAUAAAGCAAAAGUUCUGCCCUCAACUUUGAACUGAAUUGCCACUCAGAGCCUAAAGAGAUUCAUGGGUAUGACUCAAACAACGGUGUCUUUAUAUGAUUGAAGUCUGAGUUUGUGAAGUGACUGAAAAGGACAGACUCCAGGAAUCGACACAUUCUCAAAGAACAGUGAGCCAGCUGACUGGGGGUUUCACAAAUGGCUCCACCUCAUCUAAGCUACAAAUGUUCCAUGGAAUUUAAUCUGGAGCAAGUGUAGUUACAGUGACCUCAAUUCAAGAGUUCUGGUCCACUUUCAAGACAAGUCAUCAAAGUCUUGCCAUUAAUAGGAAAGAGCUCACCUGCUCUCUAACAAAUGCCCUCUCCCAGUGAGUUCACAUCUGUGAAGGUCUUUGUAAUUCUCAAAAGAAAAUAGUUUAACAAUGGUUGGCACCUCCAUGAGCCAUUAAUUUGAACCUUGAAAGAGUUCCUUUAGAUAUUCUCCUAGAUGAUGAAUAGCAGAUAUAAGACGCAGGUACUUGGAACUCUGCACUAACCCAGGCAACUAUUGGUGUGGGAUGUAGUUAUCACAGGCAUCAACGAUGAUACAAUUCCCCCUCUGUUACCUAGCACUGGACAAAUUUUAAUUGAAUUAUUCUCUAGUUGAGAUCACAGAAAGAAUUCCAGAAUUCCUUGAUGCUCAUUUGCAUGUUGAAUUCACAUCAAAAUUUCAGGGCAUGUCCUACCAGAGGGGGACUAAAUAAGCACAACCUUGUAAGAGGGCUAAGGGUGGGUAUUUUCUACUGUGUAUAAGCACAACUCCUUCAGAACCAUGAUGGGGGCUCAUCAGGCCCAUCAUAGUAUUUUUUCUAACAAGUAUUUACAAAUGGGUUCUCAAGGAUGGCUCCCUGUUGAAUUGAUUUGGUUUAGGGAAUAUUGGUCUGAGUUCCUUUAUUGAAUAUUGGUCUGAGUUCCUCUGAUUGCUAUUGACAAUCAGAGCCAUUUGUGAGCAAGAAAUAGGUAGAAAGCAGGCAUCCAAAGAUGACUAUCCCCUGAAAACCUGAAAACUGGCCUUGGUCUUUCUGAACUUGUCUCCUAUGGACAUCUGCAGGGUUUCUUUUUACACUCCUGACUGAAACCAAUUCACAUGGCUUGACUCCCAUAUCACAUCAGGGCAGGAAGUUCAGCCCUUUCCUUCCCCAAUCCUGAGAGGUCCUUUCCCUCCUCUGGCAGUGGUCCACCUUCCCUUAUCACUUGUGGCUUUCAUACUGAUUCACUGUCUGGCCCAUACAAACGGCUAAGCUUGUUCCUGCUGGCCCUGCCUGCUCUCUGUGGUGAGAGAUGAAAAACGAGGUUUUUCUGCACUUGGAAGGAACAGCACAAAUGAAAAGCAGUCAAGUUUCCAGGAGAGGACAAAUUUGGUUGUGUAGAGAGAAUACAUAUGAGGAAAAAGCAUUAAGUUAUUGUAGGAUGAUGGUGCACCUUUAUCCUUAGUUCCUUUAAAAUUGUAUUACAAAAAUAUUCAAACAGAUACCCUCCAAGAGAAAAGUAUAAUGAAGUCUCAUGCUCUCCACAUCCAGGUAAACUUAGUUCUUGACAUCCCACUAAGGUUGAAUUUGAAUGGUUUAAAUUUGAACUAUUAUUCUUUGGGGUUAAAAGAAAUAGGGAUAUCAGGGAGAGGAGUUGGAAACCCAAGAUUCCACAGAAUCUCUGACAAUGCCUUUCAAUUAUACUUAUGGAAAAUAAACUUUAAUAUCAACUUAAAUGCAUGUGUAAUUAAGUGAGAACCGGCUGGGCAUUGUGGAGCUAGGUAUUAUCAUUGAUUCCCACUGAUUGUCUUAUAGGUCAAGCUGUUUAGGAUGUCUCUUAGCUGAGAAUGUCAGGCAAUAAAAGGUCCCUAAAUAUGUUGAUGCCCAAUGUUAUAGUUUAGAUAUGGAGGUAUCCCCCAAAAUCUCAGGUGUGAGACAAUGCAAGAAAGUUCAAAGGUGAAAUGAUUGGGUUAUGAGAGCCUUAACCUCAUCAAUGUAUUAAUCCACUAAUAUAGGGAUUAACAGGUGGUAACUGUAGGCAAGUAGGGUAUGACUGAAGGAGGUGGGUCAUUGGGGACAUGGCUUUGGGGUAUAUAUUUUGUCCUUCUGAGCAAGAGCUCUAAUUCCUUGAUGACAUGUCCUGAGCUGCUUUUCUCUUCUAUGCCCUUCCACCUCAUAUUGGGCCCAGAGCAAUGAAGGUAACCAUCUAUGGACUGAGACCUCUGAAACCAUGAGACCCAAUAGACUUUUCCUCCCCUAAAAUUGUUCCUGUCAAGUCUUUGGGUCACAGUGGCAAAAAAGCUGACUAAAACACCUAAACUCCAAAACUUUUAUGAAUACAUUCCCUUUUAUGGCAAGAGGUUCUUCGCAGAUGUGAUUAAGAUUAUAGACCUUGAAAUUGAAAGAAAAUCCUGGAUUAUCCUGGUAGGACCACUGUAAUCACUUGAGUUCUUAAAAGUAGAAGAGAAAGAAGGCAGUAAGGUGGGUAAAAGACAUAGCAGCAUAAGAAUUUAACAACCCAUUGCUGAUUCUGAGAUGUAGGGAACCAUGUACAAGGACCAAGAGAUGCCUGGUGGGGCUAAGCUGAUCACCAGUAAAGAAACUGGAGUCUCAGUCCCACAAGCAUACAGAAUUAAAUUCUCCCAACGACAUGAAUAAGCAAGGAAAUGGAACCCCCGACCCAAAUCUCCAGAAAUGAACUCAGUCUUGCCAACAUCAUGUUCUUAUCAGGUAAGUCCAGGGUCAAACUUCUAACCAUACAGAAGUAUAAGAAAAUCUCUGCUGUUUGAGUAACAAAGUUUGUAGUAAUCAGCAAUGGCAACAACUGAAACUAAUACAGAACACAGUUAUGUGACACAGGGUAGAACCAAUAAAAUCUGUUGAUCUGAGAAGUAGAGCUCUCAAAUCCAUAAGGGACACUGGCCCACUCCACUGUUUUAGUGAGAGGACAACUAGAUAACACUUAUGAGGGCAGAUACCCUAUGAAAACGGAAUCCAGGAUAUGUCAUACCAUUGAAUAUAUCAUCAUUUUGCAAUACAUGUAAAUUCUGGAUGUCAAUGUUUAAUGUUUUGCUAAGGAAAACACUGCCUUUGAUAUUCUUAACCAUAAAACUGAUUCUGCUUUAUGUGUGUACUUGUUAUAAAAUUAAUA